Penicillium brevicompactum is the source of this 2901-nucleotide messenger RNA. RefSeq lists its product as uncharacterized. The record is from RefSeq and is a predicted model, not a curated record. NCBI's taxonomy places the organism in Eukaryota, Fungi, Ascomycota, Eurotiomycetes, Eurotiales, Aspergillaceae. Bases 1 to 2901 code for a protein of 966 amino acids. The transcript is spliced from 4 exons. Gene Ontology annotation, molecular function: protein binding.
AUGACCACUGCGAUGGCUCGGCCGGAAGAUACAGUGCGCGGGCUGCGCUUGUAUCGCACCGAAACAGACGACGAAGAGAUGGAAAGCGGAACUCCCGACCCAAGUGAUUCGUUUCCGCAAAAUUCACAGCAAGAGGACUCCCCAGGUCCCGAUAAGAACGAAAGCCAAACCGGCUUUGCUUUGGGAGAGGCCCCAGCGAGUGCUAGCAAGCAUCCGGCCGGACCGAAACCGCUGACCCCAGAAGAGACAAUCGAGUUAGCACGAACUGCGGUGGAGAGCGGCAUUCAAGACACUAAGCGGUCUUUGGCAGGAAGUGAAGCUGUGACCGAUGUGGUCAAGCCGAAGUUGACUAUUGAUCUUGGCCAUUCCAACAUCAUUCGAAUUCCUGAGCCAGUCGUGGACUUGAUCAAGGAUGAGGUUGAACGAUUAUCACUCUCGAAUAACCAAAUUUUUCAUAUCCCCUAUCGCUUUGCAGAAUGUUCGCACCUGCGUUAUCUCAAUAUACGCGCGAACAAUUUCCGAGAAUUUCCCAAAGGAGUUUACAAACUUCCGUUGCUCGAGAUUCUAGAUUUGAGUCGUAACAAAAUUAAGGAGCUUCCAAACGAAAUCAGCAAGCUGAAGUCGCUUCGAGUCCUCUCGAUGAUGCAGAAUCGUCUCAACGAUCUCCCGGUUGGCCUGUCUGAAAUGCACAAGCUCCAGAUCUUCAAGUGUGCCGGAAAUCCCCUUCGACAGCCCUUCCGCGACAUUCUGGAGGAAACCGAGAAUGAGAUGACACCAUCCGGGAUGACCGAUAAUGAGAAAGAAGUUGCAGCUACCACCAAACUGAAGAGAUAUUUCAUGAAAUCUCGGCAGACCGUCACUACGCCUGAGCCAGAGGUACAUACUGAUGCGAGUGACGGAAGUUUUGAGGCUAAGCCUAUCCCGACACCAAUUCCUUCAAAGAGGAAUCUAAGUGGUCGAUUUCCUGUAAUUCCCAGCACUGGGGAUUCCUCAGCUGCUUCUUCUCGAUCUCCUUCGAUAUCGCGGCCACCAAUUCCAGCAAAGUCACACUUCAGAAUGGCCUCAGGACAACAAGGUGCUACCUACCAUAUGCCGGGACUCCAGAGGCCUCCUAUAACACCUUACAGCGUGAGUGAGCGCAAUCGAAGUAACAGCGAGGGAAUUAUUCAAGGAUCAUCUGCUGCUCGCAGCAAAAGGAUGGGGCUGAUAACUCGCAAGAAUACUGAUUUGGGUACGCUGGAUGAAACACGUCCGUAUCGAAACAGUCAUUUGCGAGGACUCAGUCAUGGCUCCGUUUUACGACCUCGUCAGCCUCCUGCGCCAAUUGCCACGACCGAAAAUCACUCUCAGAGCCCCAGUAGUCCAAGAGAGCGCCGACGCCCUCGGGAAGGGUGGGUCAACCGGAUGUCCAGUCUCCCAGAGCACAAGGGGGAGCGUGGAUCUGAUCACCCGAUAAUCAGAAGCGCGAAGGGAAUUCUAUUUGCGCUUUUCCAAGUUCACUCGCAUAUUGAUACGUUGAUUAACGUGAUCAAGUUGGAGGACACACGGCGUCAUAGCCUCGAACUUGUCUUUUAUAACGCUACUUCUCAUGUGGAUCAACUUAACGACGUUCUUGAAAAAGCAUCGUCCUCUUUACUGAAUGAUCCAGAGUCUAUCCCGUCGGUCAAGGAGACAGUGAAGCGUGAGUGCGAGACGUGCAUCGCUGCCUAUAUCCAUGUUGGCACUCAGCUACGCAACAGUGCAUCCAAGAUUGUCUCCAAUGGCGAUCCGCACUACGUGCGGUCGCUAAUGCUGAUGAUUUAUGGCAGCCUGGUGGAGGUACGGAAUGCUUGCGCGAUCCUCAAAGCGCCGCUUCAGUUUUCUAGUAAAAGCACUUCUGCCACAAAACGUCUCAUUGGUCCCAGCAAUCCUCUCCCUCCGGUACCAGAUCGACCCCAGCCGUCACUGGUCACUCCAACUAGGGACCCAGUCCCGCCAUCGCGGAGGAUGCGGAGUGAUACCACAAUUCGACACCCUCAAUACCCUAUGACAAUGACCACGUCUACUCCCAGUGGUACCAGCUCCCCUGGAUUUUCCACGCCAUACUCGCGCAGUCGCUCGAGCAGUAGGUCCAACUUGCACAGUGCGUCUAUACCGCAUGCUUUGGCUACCCCACGCUCGGGCGAAAGCUUCCCUCCCAUUCCUCUUUCCGGGGCUCCUCGGGUGAACACCUUGACAGGAUUGGACGAAAAUGAAGAAGAGCGAAUCUUCGAAAGGAUCUUCCACCAGCUCAUCUCUACACACACUGCCGCUCAUAAAGCACUACCCUUAGUCCGGCGGCAACUGAUCAGAUGCCUAGAAGUAGCCCAGCAAUCACGUGACUCUGAGGGUCUUCAACUUCUCUGGAAUAACCUCAUUCGUCGCGCUCAAGUCUGCCAGGAAGUAUCCGACGCUUUGGGGCAGCGACUCUCCAACAUGAAAGUCAAAGAACCGGGCGGCGGACUUCGUAACCAACGCGAGUUCUGGCAGCUUUGCAAAUCAUUCAUGCAGUCAUUUGUUGAUCUUGUGAAUGAAAUGCGGGAAGUAAGAAACAUGCAGCUUCUUCCCUCCGAUGUUGUCAUUCUCCUCCGCCCAGUCCAGAAGGCAAGCCGCGAAGCAGGUCGUUUGAUCGAAGUGUCUCCCUGGGCAUAUCUCGCAGAUCCAGACCGCCAUCCUCCCCCCGGCUCCAUAUACGGACCUCCUCUACAAGCCCCACACAUGCAGCACCAAACAUCCGCCUCAGCCUCAGCCAUUAUCAAUCCUCACUACCAUAACGGAUCAAUGACUCCGCAGUCUAUCACUGUCCCCGCCACCCCCCCUGAGUGCAGCGCUUGGUCCGGCUGCGCAGGCUACUGUGCCAUCCACUCCGGCAAGCGCAUAUAG